UCCCAGUCAGAGCAGCUGAAUUCCGCCGCUGGAAAUGCUCGCAUCAAGGAGGAAGUUGGACACGUGCGCGGUCUCGUGUGUGAGAGUCAGAAGGCCCUCUCCUCUAUAGUGAAAGCAGUUUCGCAACUGCAGGAGCAGGUGGCGAUGCUGAACGAUAAUAUGGAGCAGUGGGUUAGGGCACAGUUAAGCGGACCCAAUAAGCGCACAUUCCUCCUCGAGGAACGGAGGACGGGUUCAUCUAAAGUUCGUGAUCGGGCCUCGCGAACGCGCAAACUGGUCAACAGACAUGAUAAAGAAAAUAAUCUCAAUCCCUACGUAUGA
This is a messenger RNA of Dibothriocephalus latus, 321 nucleotides long. Lineage: Eukaryota; Metazoa; Platyhelminthes; Cestoda; Diphyllobothriidea; Diphyllobothriidae. The record is from the annotation of a GenBank genome assembly.